Messenger RNA from Cricetulus griseus (Chinese hamster), 4203 nucleotides. The record is from RefSeq and is a predicted model, not a curated record. NCBI's taxonomy places the organism in Eukaryota, Metazoa, Chordata, Mammalia, Rodentia, Cricetidae.
AUUCACAUUUCACUGAUUAAUGGGAGACCAAGUGCUGACGAUCCCUCCCCUGAACUCCUAGAAUUCACCUCUGCUCGAUAUAUUCGCCUGAGAUUUCAGCGCAUCCGAACCUUGAAUGCCGACUUGAUGAUGUUUGCUCACAAAGACCCCAGAGAAAUCGACCCCAUUGUCACAAGAAGAUAUUACUACUCAGUCAAGGAUAUUUCGGUUGGUGGGAUGUGCAUCUGUUAUGGUCAUGCCCGGGCUUGUCCACUUGAUCCAGCAACAAAUAAAUCACGUUGCGAGUGUGAGCACAACACCUGUGGGGAGAGCUGUGACAGGUGCUGCCCUGGAUUUCAUCAGAAGCCCUGGAGAGCUGGGACUUUCCUCACCAAGACUGAGUGUGAAGCAUGCAAUUGUCAUGGAAAAGCUGAAGAGUGCUAUUAUGAUGAAAAUGUUGCCAGAAGAAAUCUAAGCUUAAAUAUACAUGGGAAGUACAUCGGAGGGGGUGUGUGCAUCAACUGUACACAAAAUACUGCUGGCAUAAAUUGUGAAACAUGUAUUGAUGGAUUCUUCAGGCCAAAGGGGGUGUCACCAAAUUAUCCAAGACCAUGCCAGCCAUGUCACUGUGAUCCAGUUGGCUCCUUAAGUGAAGUGUGUGUGAAGGAUGAGAAAUAUGCCCGUCGAGGGUUGAAACCUGGAUCCUGUCACUGCAAAACUGGCUUCGGAGGCCUGAACUGUGAUCACUGUGUCAGGGGCUACAGUGGCUACCCAGACUGCCAACCCUGCAACUGCAGUGGCUUAGGGAGUGCAAACGAGGACCCUUGUGUGGGGCCCUGUAGCUGUAAGGAGAAUGUUGAAGGUGAAGACUGUAGCCGUUGCAAAUCUGGCUUCUUCAACUUGCAUAAGGACAAUCCAAAAGGCUGUGAUGAGUGCUUCUGUUCAGGGGUUUCAAACAGAUGUCAGAGUUCCUACUGGACCUAUGGCAAUAUUCAAGAUAUGCAUGGCUGGUAUCUCACAGACAUCUCAGGCCGCAUUCAGGUGGUUCCCCAGCUUGAUAACCCAGACUCACCUCAGCAGAUCAGUAUUAGUAACUCUGAGGCCCGGCGAUCCCUCCUGAAUGGUUACUACUGGAGUGCACCACCUCCAUAUCUGGGAAACAAACUCCCAGCUGUAGGAGGACAGUUGACAUUCACCAUCUCAUACGACCUGGAAGAGGAAGAAGAAGACACAGAAAAAAUCCUUCAGCUGAUGACUAUCUUACAGGGAAACAUGUUGAGAAUCAGCACAGUCUAUAAUGAGGUGAAUCUGGAUCCAACAGAAGAACACAUUUAUCAGCUACCACUCAAAGAAGAGUUAUUUACCAUACAUGGAACAAACUUACCAGUCAGUAGAAAAGAUUUUAUGACUGUGCUUGCAAAUUUGGAGAGAGUCCUCAUUCAAAUCACAUACAACUUGGGGAUGGAUGCCAUCUUCAGGUUGAGCUCUGUCAAUCUUGAAUCUGCUGUCCCCUAUCCUACUGACAGAAGUAUCGCAAGUGCUGUGGAAGUUUGCCAGUGUCCACCCGGGUACAGUGGCAGCUCUUGUGAGUCAUGUUGGCCUAGGCACCGAAGAGUUAAUGGCACUAUUUUCGGUGGCAUCUGUGAACCAUGUCAGUGCUUUGGUCAUGCAGAAUCCUGUGAUGACAACACAGGAGAGUGUCUGAACUGUAAGGAUCACACAAGUGGCCCAUAUUGCAAUGAAUGUCUUCCUGGUUUCUAUGGUGAUCCUACUCGAGGAACCUCUGAAGAUUGUCAACCCUGUUCCUGUCCACUCAAUAUCCCAUCAAAUAACUUUAGUCCAACAUGCCAUUUAGACCGGAGUCUGGGAUUGAUCUGUGAUGAAUGUCCUGUUGGGUACACAGGACCACGCUGUGAGAGGUGUGCAGAAGGCUAUUUUGGACAACCUUCCAUACCUGGAGGAUCAUGUCAGCCAUGCCGAUGCAAUGACAACCUUGACUUCUCCAUCCCUGGCAGCUGUGACAGCUUGUCUGGCUCUUGUCUGAUAUGUAAGCCUGGUACAACAGGCCGGUACUGUGAGCUCUGUGCUGAUGGAUAUUUUGGAGAUGCAGUUGAUGCAAAGAACUGUCAACCCUGCCAUUGUAACACCAAUGGCUCCUUCUCAGAGCUUUGUGACACUAGAACUGGACAAUGUGAAUGCAGACCCAAUGUGCAGGGAAGGCGCUGUGAUGAGUGCAAGCCUGAAACCUUUGGUCUGCAAUUGGGAAGGGGCUGUGUUCCCUGCAACUGCAAUUCCUUUGGGUCCAAAUCGUUUGACUGUGAAGAGAGCGGGCAGUGUGUUGUUGCUGCUGCUGUUUGUUUGUCAGGUACAAAAAUCAUGCUUGUCUUAAACAUGACUUUGAAGGCGUUGUUGCUGCUGCUGUUUGUCAGUUGUGAAGCUUGUGACUGUUCCCAUCUGGGCAACAAUUGUGACCCAAAAACUGGCCAAUGCAUUUGCCCUCCCAAUACCAUUGGAGAAAAAUGUUCUGAGUGUCUUCCCAACACCUGGGGCCACAGCAUUGUCACUGGCUGUAAGGCUUGUAACUGCAGCACAAUUGGGUCCUUGGAUUCACAGUGCAAUGUAAACACCGGCCAGUGCAGCUGUCAUUCAAAAUUCUCUGGUAUGAGAUGCUCGGAGUGCAACCGAGGUCACUGGAACUACCCUCACUGCAGUCUCUGUCAAUGCUUCCUUCCAGGGACAGAUGCCACAAGUUGUGAUUCAGAGACCAGAAAAUGUUCCUGUAGUGAUCAAACGGGACAGUGCACCUGUAAGGUGAAUGUAGAAGGUGUCCACUGUGACAGGUGCCAGCCUGGAAAAUUUGGACUUGAUGCCAAGAACCCACUUGGCUGCAGUAGCUGCUACUGCUUUGGAGUUACCAGUCAGUGCUCUGAAGCAGAGGGUCUGAUCCGCAAGUGGGUGAUGCUGAGUGAUGAGCAGACCAUCCUGCCUCUGGUGGAUGAGGGCCUGCAGCACACAACUACCAAAGGCAUUGCUUUCCAGCACCCAGAGAUUGUUGCAAAGAUGGAUGAAGUCAGGCAAGAUCUCCAUCUGGAACCUUUUUACUGGAAACUCCCAGAACAAUUUGAAGGAAAAAAGUUGAUGGCCUAUGGGGGUAAACUCAAGUAUGCAAUCUAUUUUGAGGCUCGGGAUGAGACAGGCUUCUCAACAUACAAACCUCAAGUUAUCAUUCGAGGUGGGACUCCUACUCAUGCUAGAAUUAUCACCAGACACAUGGCUGCCCCUCUCAUUGGCCAGUUGACAAGGCAUGAGAUUGAAAUGACAGAGAAAGAAUGGAAAUAUUAUGGUGAUGAUCCUCGAAUCAGUAGAACUGUGACUCGUGAAGACUUCUUGGAUAUACUCUACGAUAUUCACUAUAUUCUUAUCAAGGCUACUUAUGGAAAUGUCGUGAGACAAAGCCGCAUUUCUGAAAUCUCUAUGGAAGUAGCUGAAUCAGGACAUGUGACUGCAUCAAGCCCACCAGCACACUUGAUAGAAAGAUGUGAUUGCCCUCCUGGCUAUUCAGGGCUGUCCUGUGAGACAUGUGCACCAGGAUUUUACCGGCUGCGUUCUGAGCCAGGAGGACGAACUCCUGGACCAACCCUAGGAACCUGUGUUCCCUGUCAGUGUAAUGGACACAGCAGCCAGUGUGAUCCUGAGACCUCAGUAUGCCAGAACUGUCAGCAUCAUACUGCUGGUGAUUUCUGUGAGCGAUGUGCCCUUGGCUACUAUGGAAUUGUCAGGGGGUUGCCAAAUGACUGUCAGCCAUGUGCUUGUCCUCUGAUUUCUCCCAGCAACAACUUCAGCCCUUCUUGUGUGCUGGAAGGCCUGGAUGACUACCGAUGCACAGCCUGCCCACGGGGGUAUGAAGGACAGUACUGUGAAAGGUGUGCCCCAGGCUACACUGGCAGUCCAAGCAGCCCUGGAGGCUCCUGCCAAGAAUGUGAGUGUGACCCUUAUGGCUCCCUGCCUGUUCCUUGUGAUGCAGUCACAGGACUCUGCACGUGCCGUCCUGGAGCCACGGGAAGGAAGUGUGAUGGCUGCGAGCACUGGCAUGCACGCGAGGGCACGGAGUGUGUCUGUACGUAUACUAACUUAGCUGCUGGUUCUGUGGGCCUGGCUUUCAUGUCUGUCUCUGUUCCAACAAGGCUGAUACUUCCUUGUUUGCAAUAACUGUUGCUACUCUGC